Molecule: messenger RNA, 2850 nt
Organism: Numida meleagris (helmeted guineafowl)
Lineage: Eukaryota; Metazoa; Chordata; Aves; Galliformes; Numididae
Gene: RNF185
Product: ring finger protein 185
Exons: 8
Coding region: 304-996 (230 amino acids)
Biological process (GO): ubiquitin-dependent protein catabolic process
Cellular component (GO): endoplasmic reticulum
Molecular function (GO): ubiquitin protein ligase activity; ubiquitin-like protein conjugating enzyme binding; metal ion binding
Source: RefSeq, a predicted model, not a curated record
CGCGGCGCCCGCUGCCUGUUCCCGUCGGGCUGCGGGCAGGGCCGCCAAACGCAGCCCGCUGCGUGCCAGCUCUGCCUUUCUGCUGGGAAUCGCUCCUGACUUACAGAACCGCGGCCCUGUUCCUAUUUCCCUAUUUCUUUGACGUUGCGUUGCUAACGUGGACAAGCCUGCUUACGGAGCGUUUAAUGUUUUACGUAACACCAGACCAGGAAAACGCUCAGCUCCUAUUACCCAACUGCUUCUAUUGGUUUUCUUUCUUUUUUACUUUUCCCCUGUAGACUUAGAGCAGCAGGAAGCUGAGAAAUGAAGUCAGAGCUUGUUUCAGAAAGGAACUGGGGCUGGAUUGUUUCAGAAGUCCCAGGAUUCCAACAGGAAAAUUUUCUUGCUCUUGUGUCUGGGCAGCUCCUCAGGAUGGCAAGUAAAGGACCUGCAACUUCUACAUCAACAAAGAGCUCCAGUACUGGAGGGACCAGUGGCAGCAGCAGCAGUAAUGGUGCUGGGGACAACACUAAUCAGGACAACACUUUUGAAUGUAACAUCUGUUUAGACACUGCCAAGGAUGCAGUUAUCAGCUUGUGUGGACAUCUCUUCUGCUGGCCUUGUUUACACCAGUGGUUAGAGACCAGGCCAAACAGGCAAGUGUGCCCUGUUUGCAAAGCAGGAAUCAGUCGAGAUAAAGUUAUUCCUCUGUAUGGAAGAGGCAGCACUGGACAACAGGACCCCAGAGAGAAAACUCCACCACGACCCCAAGGACAGAGACCCGAACCAGAGAACAGAGGGGGAUUCCAAGGCUUCGGGUUUGGAGAUGGUGGCUUCCAAAUGUCAUUCGGAAUUGGGGCGUUUCCCUUUGGUAUAUUUGCCACAGCAUUCAACAUAAAUGAUGGGCGACCUCCUCCAGCUGUUCCAGGGACUCCUCAAUAUGUGGAUGAGCAGUUCCUAUCCCGCCUCUUCCUGUUUGUGGCUCUGGUGAUUAUGUUCUGGCUGUUGAUUGCAUAAAUCGUUUCCAUUAUUCUGUAUAUUCAUAGCCAGAAAGGCUACUGAAACAGUUACAAACUGCUUCCCAUCCCAUUUUAAACCUCUUGGUGUCCGGUUCCAUAGCUAACCAUGGGUUUCAGAAAUUGGUACCACAGCACAGUGAAGAGUCUCACAUUUUGCACCACAGUUGGAAAUUAAACAUUGGUUAAAACGUAUUUCAGCUCGGCUGUCUUGUACAACAGGUUCCUGCCACAAACCCUGGGCCUAGCUUUGAGCUCUGCUCCUAAAAGGAGUGCUGCUUUGAAAUCCUGUGCCAAUGAGUUACAACAGGUUUAUGUGAAAGACAAUUGCUCCAAGGUAGACUGGACAGGUAAGGAAACUUCUGCAGCACCGUCAGUAUCUUGUGCUCGGCAAACACGGUGGAUCUGCCAGCGCUGUGGGUGUUACUCAGUUUCUUCAGUCAACAUCCAGCCUUCUUCAGGAAAUCAUCCGUAGCACAGCUGAGACUCCUUGGGCACAGCACGUGAUGCAAAUGGAACCAAGUACAAGAGACUGGUUUCUUUUCUUGCUGUUGUUUCCCACAGCAGUGGAAAACUCCUGCCUGAAGCGGCUCUAAUGGCGAUUAGAAGAGAUACUAAUUUAUGCUGCAAUUUUUUUAAAGCCUGAAUUUGCUGGAGCCAGACACUGGAAGAUUCUCUCAUGAAGCUGGGUGAGGUUGCUGAACGCUAGGACGUACCUAUCUGCCUCACCCAGCCCAGCUCCUCACUGACAUACCAGUGUUGUCUUCCUUGGUUCUGUGCAGCAGCAGCCUGUGGUUGCACUGACGGAUCAUCCCCUGCCACUGCAGCUACAUUUCUUUCUCCCAGGGCUGUGAGACUUUCUACACGAAGUCGUGUACUCCAAAUAAAAUCCUAUUAAUGACCUGAAGUCAACUUGUUUGGGGAGAGGAACGAGGGCCAUCUUCAAGUGAGAUCAGAGCUGAAAUUUGGCAUACUGUAAAAUCACACAGGAGGAAAAAUGAGAUCCUGCACAUGCCACAGCAGGGAACACUCGGAAGAGCUUCUCUGCGCAGCCACGUACAGCUACAACACGCCACAGAAUGGCUACAGUGCAAGAGUCUCAUCAGUAUCUACCAAAGACAUUAAUUUGAAGUGCUGGAGGAGACCACAAGCAUCUCUGUGCCGAGAAGAGAAUAUUUCAGCAGGUGAGCGCUCUGUAGCCCACUGGGAAUCGUGUUGGGUGUACAGCUUUAAGAGUAUUCCUGAUGUAUUUGUAUAGAUUCCUUCAGAAGAGCGGAUACGAGGGAUUUCCUAACGAGAUGAACAAUUUUGAUAUUUCUCUGACUAGGCAACUCCAUGUUCUUCUUUCUUCUAUUGUUUUUAGAUCGUUUUGAUUCAGAUCACUGGUAGUCACGAUGAUUUUCCUGCAAGAUGAAUAUGGUGACUUCCCUCGCCAUAGACAUACAAACUGACAGAGCAAAUCGAGUCUUAGAAACUUUGUUUCCAUAGUUAAGCUUGUUAACAUGUGUACCGUUAAAGUUCCCGGGCAGGGCACCUCGAUUAAUGGUAGGUUAUUUGUGUAACUAUAAGAUGUUCGCUUUGGGUAGGGGCAGGGGGUGAGCGAAGCGUCCCUUGCCUCCCUCCAAACCCUGACGGGCAGUGGGAGGCAGGCUGGAUUUCCCGGACGGAAAGCUCUUCUCCCGGCCGUCGCAGAACGGAGCCGUCUGGCAGCGUUCCCGCGGUGCGCUGACCUGUCCCGGUGUGCGUUUGUAUCGUACCGCUCCCCGUAUUCGGACUGCGCGCAGCCGGUGGCGGCUCGUUCAGUGCAUUAUUACCAUGACCGUUCACUAAUUUUCACUGUUGUGAAAGUGAUUUA